This is a messenger RNA of Ruditapes philippinarum (Manila clam), 8097 nucleotides long. RefSeq lists its product as uncharacterized. The transcript is spliced from 56 exons. Bases 139 to 8097 code for a protein of 2652 amino acids. NCBI's taxonomy places the organism in Eukaryota, Metazoa, Mollusca, Bivalvia, Venerida, Veneridae. The record is from RefSeq and is a predicted model, not a curated record. Gene Ontology annotation, molecular function: calcium ion binding. Gene Ontology annotation, biological process: signal transduction.
UCACCGUCAGUUCUACUGAGACAAAAAGAAAGUCUGAAAAAUUACGGCACUGAAGAAGCUGAACUAACCCGAGAGGGUCUUCUAGAAGGAGCUGGCAGCUCACGUCGUUCUCUACCUCUUAUAUCAACACUCGAUUAUAUGCGAACUGAAAGUGAACAAGCUGCAGCAGUUACAGUGUUGAACUUCAGUGGUGCCGAUCAACUAACCGAUAUGUUCUGGUAUAUGGUUUUACAGAAAAAGAUAAAUAUGCCAAAACUUCAACGCAUUUCUCUAAGUGGUUGCUACCUAUUGACAAAUGCUGGUAUAAGAUGGAUGGUUGAGGCAUUUCCUCAGGCAGAAUAUGUUGAACUUUGUGGAUUGAAAAAAUUGACAGAAGAAUCAUUACUGAAUAUUAUCUCAAAGUGGCAGAAAACCUUGGUUCAGGUGAAUUUAUCGGGAACCAGUGUUGGAUUGAUACCACAUGGGUACCAGGGCAGUAUUAAGAUUAAUGGCUGCCCAUUGGUCUCCCCAACAGAGACGUUAUACCAGGCUAAAAGUAAGACAAUGGCUGAGAAGAUGGAUAGACAGGUAGAGGAAUGGAGUUGCUAUAAGGUUGUCAUAGUAACAGAUGACACUGUACCAUGGAGCCCUCUAGCACUUUUUACUGGCGAGAAAGAUAUAAAAUCCAGCAAAAAGUUACAGAUUAAAAGUAAUGUCAGUAUUGGCAAAUCCACUGUGGUCAAUAUGUUUGAGGUUCCAGUGGACUCGGGGUUUGUGGACAUGUUUGUGACUAAAGGAAGUAUUGUAAUCAUACCAUAUCUACUGGCCGAGGAUGGCCCCGACCCAGACUAUCCUGAUGAAAUCAGUAACAAUAUCAUCAGAAUCUUUACAAAGUGUCCAGACUGUGUGUUUGUGUUGCUAGGACUAACGUCAGACACAGGACCUAAUGUGAACGAAGUAGCUGGCAGAUACUAUAAUCUCGUCUCCAACGCCAUUCACAAACGUAUGAAUGACCUAGACAAAGAGCUCAAAUUUUCUACAGAGACUAAAGUAUUCUUUGGACGAAUGUUCUACUACUCACAACAGAUGUUUAGAAAUGGCCAACAGCUUAAACAUUUCAUGAAAAACAUGGUAAAACCAGACAGGGAUAUGCUACAUCCAGACAUGAAGAAUCCACCACAUCAAAUUUUACCAGCCAUGAUGAAUAUUAAUGAGGACAACAAGAAAGUACUGGAGAAGCUGAUAGAAUCAGCCACUUCAUCUCUCAAGUUUCAUUUCCCCUGGUAUUUUAUGCCAUUCCAACUGGACUUGAAAUAUGCCCUGAUUGCCUUGGAAAAAGAUAAGAUACCUAUUACAAAUGUAGCAGAGAUUGCUGAAUCAAAAUCUGGGGCCAGUAGUGGAUUCUCUGAGUUUACAAGUCAUCCAAAUAUCACUCCUUUCAUCAGGAAAAUGCUGGAACUUCUUGAUCGUAUGGGUAAAUAUGUGUCCUUCCCAGAUUUAGGAGAGGGGUAUGCACUAUCAGAUUUCUCGUUCUUAGAAGAGUUGUAUAUCAAAUUGCUGAAUGGUAAAGCCCCACACCAAGCAAGUUGGAGAUUUCUUGGCUCAAACUUUCCGUGCUGGACAAAAGAAGAUGUUACUACAUUAUGCCUAAACCCUGAGAUGGGCGGAGCUAUGAUAGAGUUACUUCAGGAUAUGGGUAUAAUGUUAUGUAUACCACGAGAUGUGUGGACUACAGAGUUAUCAGAUACAUAUGCCUAUGUGUUAGUGAAGGACUUGCCUUAUUAUCCAGAUGUAGAUGUGGAGGUUUUAUGGCCGGACAGUCUCCCAUCAGAUGAGUUUCAGUUUGAGAGAUAUUAUACAUUCAUGCCAGGUGUACCUGACCAAUACUUUCCUUCAGUUUUGAGGCAGUGCCUUGACUUAGGUGGAGUUCGUCUUUUAUGGAAUAAAGGAGUUGUCAUCCGAAAGGGACCAGUUACUGUUUUAAUAGAAAUGCUGAAUAACGCAGAAAACUGCCCAAUGUUGUUUCUGGGAGCUAGAAUGGUCAGUAUUGGAAGUGAUGAGGACCAGAUGACAGACUCUCAUCUUGGUGUGUUUAAGAUCUACAGAGAUGUUGUUAAAGCAGCUGUGCUCAAUCAUAAUGUUUAUGCACUGGAAACAAUUCCAUGUACGAAAUGUCACCUUCCGAAGAACCGGUAUAGAACUGCGAAUGCUCGGGGCACUGAGAUCUGGCAGAUGAAAGAACAACUACUAGAGGGAUUUAAAGCAACGCAGAAAAAGGUUACGUGCAGGAAUGAUGGAAGUGAAAUCAAAUUAUCAGAUAUUCUAGUUCCUGAAUCUCAUUUUGACCUGGUACCAUCUCAUCAUUAUCUCGGGUGCCUACCAUCAUUCAGUGCAUAUAAUCGCUGUUUAUUCUGCCAGAAUUGUGCAUUUGCUGGUCCAUAUUGCGAGGGAAAUCUGCAAAAUGGAAAAACCUCACAGAACUGUAGCUGUGAUCGAGAGGGUCAACUGUGUGGAGAAUGUGGUAUAUGUCAGAGAUGUGUUGUAAAUAUAAAGAGGAAUGAAGUGAUAUGCUAUCAGAACUUCCAGAUGGGAAGUACUGUAGUGUCAUUGAUGAACUCUGAGUCAGUCAUUGACAAGAAAUCUCAGAGGAUUUACACCUGUGAACAAGACCUCACACCAAACUACUCACCUGUUGUUGUAGUUACAUUCAUACGAGGAGCUUUAAUCAACAUGAAACUGAAAAUUGGUACAUACUCACUAGAAUAUAAGACUGGAGAAGGCUCAAUUGCAGAAGUGAAAGGAAAAGACAUAGUUAAAGAAAACUCUGAUGAGAAGUGGAAAUGUAAAGAAGGAUACACUGUGUCUGCAGAACUUAGAUUUUCAAAGGAUGACCUUGAUGAAAUGGAGGUUGUAUUCCGCCAACAAGAUGUCACAAUCUUUGUUCAUAAAACAUCAACACAAAGUUGUUCUGUUACAAUAGAACCUCUUGUCAACGUGUCACUAGCUGUGUAUAUGCCAAACAUCAAGAGAAUUAAGCCCCAGGAACAAGAUGACUAUGGUGAAAAAGGAAUGUGUUCGUACACACCAGGAAGAUAUUUGGUUCCUUCUGCAAUAGAGGCCUCCUUAUUACAGGGGAAACAGUAUAUUGAGAAUGCCCUUUUUCAGGCUGGGGGUGUAAACUACUCAGGUUCAUCAUAUAUAACAUUGCCGGCCAAUAUUACUGAGGAACUUUUGCGGUACCCAAGUUUCACGCCUUUCAAAGAAGCACUGGCAUUUCAUCUAUUAUGCUAUACUAGAAGUAAGAUCAGUGAUGUUUUGUCAUUUGGUGGUGGUCAGGCGGUACCAGAGUCAUGGAGUGUGUACCGUAUGAUCCAUCUUAUAGAUCAUUCAGGCAUAGUCCUUGAUGUAUCGAGACAGUCACGUAUGUAUGACAAGGCUUCAUCACUGAUGUGGGGAUGGUGCUAUCUCUUCAAGAAUUUGCCAAAUUUGGAGCUUCCAAAAAAUGUUUCUGAAUUUCUGCCAAAGGAUGUUGUCAACACUUUAAGUCCAUCAAAGAUUGCGGCUGGAUUACAGGAUUUAUUAGAAAUCUCAUAUUGGAAACUCAUUCAGGGACUCAAGGUCACAGACCUUCUAGCGUUCUUUGAGGACACUUAUAAUCUUCUCACACAAUGUCAGGUUUUGCAAAGACUAACCAAAUCGAACAAGGAAGAUAUUGGCCUUAAUGAAGUUGUGAGUAAAUACAAUGAGGAGAAUAUUUUGUACCUUUGCCCAGGUCAUCAUGCCUCAAUGAAAGUAGAGGAAGGAAUCACAGAGGUUUUACCAGAGAUUUAUGGAAACUAUUCUCAAUUUCUUCUCUCUGUUGACAUGCCGGCGAAUCAGCUGACAGAGAUCCCUGAAAAUGCAUUCAAUGCCCUCCCGAACCUGGCAGAAUUUGAUUGCUCAAAUAACUUCAUUGAAAGUAUACCAGAAUCCAUUGGGGCAUGUAAAAAGCUUUACAGUUUAACUGUGUCAGAGAAUAAUAUAACUGACUUACCCAGCUCACUGAAAGAAUGCACGAAGUUAUUCCGUUUGGAUAUCAACAGUAAUAUGAUGGAGACGUUACCGGCAGUUGUGACCUCACUCAAACAACUUGAACGGCUAUACGCCUCAAAUAUGUUUUGGACAGAUUUGCCUGAAGACAUAGGGAAUCUUGUGAAUUUAGAAAAGCUAUAUAUCAAUGGCAACUGUUUCACAAGUUUGCCAAAAAGUUUUGCCAAACUUAGGAAUUUAAACGAUCUUGGUAUUUCUGGAGUGCCAUGGCUACACAUAUCUAAGUCAAAGAAAGUGAUGUCAUAUGAGAAUUUUGUAGACAAGUUACGGGUCUGGAGACUAGACAGGUGGCUAGAGGAACAUAAAGAGGAGAAAGAGAAGUUGUUCCAGUUCUUUGACAAGGAUGGAAAUGGGGUGCUAGAUAAUGAGGAGAUGGGACAACUAAAUGCUGCACUUUUCAACAUGUUUCCUAGAUUUGGUUACAAAGGACUGGAACCUCCUGAUGAUGAUACACCAAGUGGAUUCCCCAUGGAGAUUUUAGAAUGUAGAAAUCUGGAGUACUUAAACAUAUAUUAUCAGGGAUUUGUUUCCGUUCCUUCCGAGAUUGGUGAUCUUCAGGAACUUAAAAUUAUAAAUGUCAGUCACAAUCCAAACCUUCUCACUAUUCCUGCGGAGGUGGGAACUAUUUCUUGUUUGACAAGACUUGAGAUGGAAGAAUGCCCCUUAUUAAAGACUCCUCCAAAGGAAAUCCGAGUGAAAGGAUUUUCUACAACAUUUGCUUAUCUACGCAGACUUAUCUCAGGCUCGUUACCUUGUAAACGCACAAAACUGAUGCUGGUGGGACUUGGUGGUGCUGGUAAAACUAGUUUGGUGAACUCAUUACUCAGUAAAGAUGGCAAAGCUAAUCUCACUCAUGGGGAAGCUAUAACAGAUGGUAUAGAUAUAUGUACAUGGACAGUAAAGGCUGGUGAUGAACAUCUAACAUACAGUGUCUGGGACUUUGCUGGUCAAACUGUCUAUUAUAAUACACACCAGUUUUUCCUGUCAAAUAGAGCUGUUUAUCUACUGUUAUGGAAUGUAAGACUGGGAUUUGAACAUGCUGGUCUGGAUUUCUGGCUGAGCUCAAUAUCUGUACAAGCUCCAAAAGCUCCUAUAUUUGUAGUAGGCUCUCAUGUAGACCAGGUGUCAAAGUAUGAAGUUCCCAUUAAUGAGAUGAGUGCAAGAUAUAAACAGAUAGCUGGAUUUCAUUUUGUCAGUUCAUUUACUGGACAGGGUAUAAAGGAGUUACAGGAAAACCUGUUUGAUGUGACAUUACAACAACAAUACAUGGGUGAACAGAUUCCAGAAGUCUGGCUUACAUUUGAAAACACAGUCAUAGAGUCACGAAGUUCUAGUAAUGUAAUAGAGUAUACAGCUUUAGAGAAAAUGGCAAACAUGUCUGGGAUAUUUGAGAAAACUGAGGUAUAUCAAGCUGUCCAGUUCCUCCAUGAGUUAGGAAGUCUACAGCAUUUUACAACGGAAAGACUGAAAACAAAGGUUAUAGUAAAUCCUCAAUGGAUAGUAGAUGUAAUGGCUUGUGUUGUGUCAGUGAAAAACUCACCUAUAAAGGAGGGGCGACUCAAGCAUUCAGACAUUAAGACAGUAUGGCAGGAAUAUCCAGCAGAGUUACAUGACUGGUUACUGAAAUUAACAGAGGAAUAUGAUCUAACUUUCUCCCAAGAACAUGAACCAGUCAACCUGGUUCCCUGCCUUUUGCCAGAAAAGGCUCCAGAAUUUACCUGGCCAGAGUUAGAGAAGGAUUCUGAUAUUAAAGAGAACAAAAUGAUCUACAAGUUUGACUACCUACCUGCUGGACUCUUCAACAGAGGACAGGUGAGAUUACAUCAGAUAUCAGACAGUGCGUUGAUAUGGAAACGAGGUUCCUUCCUCAAGAAAAAUGGUCAUAUUGCUUUACUUCAACAAUCAAGAGAUUCAGAAUUGAUAGUUCAGGUGCAGGGUCCUCGGCCAGAGAAUGUGAUAUUUCUCGUUCAUGAGGUGUUUGAAGGGCUGAUAGCAGAAUCAUUUAGAGGUGUAACAUACGAUUACCUCAUACCUUGCCCAGACUGUCUUAGAAUGGCCACAAAAGACCCACACAUGUUUAAAGCUUCAACUAUCCGACGAGCAAUGGAAUUGAAGGCUCCAUUCUUACAAUGCAUCUCGUAUUUUCACACUAUAUCAUGCAUUGAUCUUUUAGCAUGUAUGCCACCAGACAAUCACAGUGACUUUGAUCUUCAUUUGGUGCAGUCUGUUAGAAAUCUGAGAGAUCUUAGGAAGGAUCUUGCAGCUGAUAUCUUCAUAUCAUAUUGUGGUAAAGAUGCCCCUAAAAGUAGAUCAUCAGUGAUUCACCCUGCAACUGUAUGUGAAGAUCUUCAAGCUGUCGGAUUUAAAUGUUGGUUUGCAGAGCCAGGAAAAAGUUACUCUAUAGAAGAGAUGGCAAGAGCUCUGACAGAUGCCUCAGUUGUUGUAGCAUUUGUAUCUACUGAUUAUGCCAAGGAUGAGGACUGUGUGAAUAUAUUCAAGUACGCUAGACUGACCUUGAGAAAACCGAUGAUUGUGGUUGCCGUGGGUGAUGGAUUUGAGUGGAAGCAGAGCAAACUGGGAAUUUUAUUGUCUGAUGAGGUGUUUGUUAAUAUGAUCAAGUCAAAGAAAGAAGUGUACAAGUCCAAGUUAGAUGAAUUGUUGAAAGCUAUAUCCAGCAAGACCAAUAAAGAGAUAGGAGUUAACCCUACACCAUCUUGUUUCUUCAGUUAUACCUGGGUCAACUCAGCUAAAGCUGUCAAGCUAGGUACCAGGUCUGUACCAGGUGCAAUUGGGUUUGGUGAUCCUAGAGCAAUCAAAGAUUAUUUAGAUACAAAUGGUGUGAAAUGUUGGAUUGAUGUAGAAAGAGUUGGACAGAAUGGGUUGUUUGAUGACAUAGCAGAAGGUUUGUUAAGUGCCAAGCUUGUUAUAGUGUGUGUAUCAGACGAGUAUGCGAACUCAGCUACAUGCCGUAUGGAGUUCCGCUAUGCAGCUAACACACUUAAACUGCCUGUUGUUCUAGCAGUAGUCGGGUCUGGCAACAACUGGCGGGCAUCAGAGGUGGGCGUCCUGUCUUUACGUUACCCAAUAGUGAGUUUUCAAGAGAAAAGUGAGACAGCCUACUCUAGUCUGCUUGCAUUGGUGAAAGAAAAACUUGAUGAAGGUGAUUCCGAGACAGCAAAAGAUAAUAAAAACAAACAAAACAAAGAACAUAAAAACCUCUCCUUCCAGGAAUUAUUUGAGCUUGCACAGAGAAAGUUACUUCGUCAACUGUGUUUUUAUGCGGAACAUCAGGAUGUAGAUGUGUAUCCUAGAUUGUUCAUUAUAGACUUCCUAAAAUCUCACACAGAAGAAGUUGAUGAUGAGGAAGAAGAGACUGUUGAUGACAAACAUGAAUCCGACACAGGUGCUGCAGAUAAGUCUGAUGGUGAGGGGAAGCCCUCUACACGACAGCGUUUAAAGAAAAUGUUUAAAAAACGUCCAGUAUCUUCGAAGAAAAAGUCAGACAUGAAGUCUAUAUUUAAAAUACAGAAAUACUGUGUACACACACUCUGUGAACAUGAUGAGGGUUGGCACAGUGUAACAGAACCCAUACCAUUACCUCACGAUUUUGGGGAAACAACUCUAGACAGGUUCUGUCCCUUUAUUUCUCGAAUGACAGCAGUUAUGAAAUACAAUAAACAUUUUAACUUUAACUGUAUGCAGAGUGAGUUUGGGGAAGACUAUAUCACAUGGCUUGAAGAGAAUCCUCAAGCAACAAUGUCGGAUUACCAGGAAAUAUAUCAUGAGUUUAGACAACUUGUUAUAGAUGCUGACUCUCACAGGAUCAUGGGAAAACUGGAAAGAUUCCGUUUACCAAAGGGAAGACAAUUUGGGUUUUGUGAAAAACACAGAAAGGGAAUGAAGGUGACCCGUGUUGAUUUAGAUUUUGAAGCCAAUAGGAAAAACAGAACUGUGGGGAGACAAUUAUUGUCCAUUGGUGCCGGGGUCUCAAAAGGUCCGGAAACAAUUACUGAGUUUAUAGAAGUUUAA